Molecule: messenger RNA, 3456 nt
Organism: Pongo pygmaeus (Bornean orangutan)
Lineage: Eukaryota; Metazoa; Chordata; Mammalia; Primates; Hominidae
Gene: GOLM1
Product: golgi membrane protein 1
Exons: 8
Coding region: 779-1771 (330 amino acids)
Cellular component (GO): Golgi apparatus
Source: RefSeq, a predicted model, not a curated record
ACACGGAUCAUGGAGCUGGAAGGCAGGGUCCGAAGGGCGGCUGCGGAGAGAGGCGCCGUGGAGCUGAAGAAGAAUGAGUUCCAGGGAGAGCUGGAGAAGCAGCGGGAGCAGCUUGACAAAAUCCAGUCCAGCCACAACUUCCAGCUGGAGAGCGUCAACAAGCUGUACCAGGACGAAAAGGCAAGGCCUGCUUUGUUUCCUCUCAGUUCUUUUCUAAGGGACGCUGUCUACAUUGUCUGUUUCUUCUUGGCGGGAGGAUGAGCAAGCGGCUGGGUUUAGAUUUAUGUAAUUAUGUGGAAAGAGCCUAUUGAUCAAGCUUUGGGCAUUCUCUCCGUUUCCCCUCCAAGUCCCUGGCUGGUUUUGCGGUGAAGCCUUUUGCAGUGGUAAUAAACAGGAGAAAUGCAGGAGAACAAUUUCAGAUUCAUCCUCCUAUUGGCUUUUUUUUUCUCCUAUUGGUUUUUUUUCUUCCCACUUUCUACAAACAUGUAUUAAAUACCUACUCUGUGCCAGGCCUAUGCCAGGUGCUUAUAUCUCAGAGAGGAAUAAUAUUUGUGCCCUCCAAGUAUCUAAUGGAGGAGAGGAGAGGCAGACUCUACUAAAUACCAACAGAGAAAGUAGGGGACUGCACACUGGCUUUUAAGCUAAGAAAAAAACUGACAAAUCCUGCGUAGAUUAAAAGGGGCCUCCUGCUAUUUAAAAUAUCUAAGCUUUAUGUGUCAUUUUUUUUUUUUUUUUUUUUUGAGAUGGAGUUUGGCUCUGUCGCCCAGCCUGGAGUGCAAUGGCACAAUCUUGGCUCACUGCAACCUCUGCCUCCCGGGUUCAAGCGAUUCUCCUGCCUCGGCCUCCUGAGCAGCUGCGAUUACAGGCGGUUUUGGUGAAUAACAUCACCACAGGUGAGAGGCUCAUCCGAGUGCUUCAAGACCAGUUAAAGACCCUGCAGAGGAAUUACGGCAGGCUGCAGCAGGAUGUCCUCCAGUUUCAGAAGAACCAGACCAACCUGGAGAGGAAGUUUUCCUAUGACCUGAGCCAGUGCAUCAAUCAGAUGAAGGAGGUGAAGGAACAGUGUGAGGAGCGAAUAGAAGAGGUCACCAAAAAGGGGAAUGAAGCUGUAGCUUCCAGAAACCUGAGUGAAAACAACGACCAGAGACAGCAGCUCCAAGCCCUCAGCGAGCCUCAGCCCAGGCUGCAGGCAGCAGGCCUGCCACGCACAGAGGUGCCACAAGGGAAAGGAAACGUGCUCGGUAACAGCAAGUCCCAGACACCAGCCCCCAGUUCCGAAGUGGUUUUGGAUUCAAAGAAACAAGUUGAGAAAGAGGAAACCAAUGAGAUCCAGGUGGUGAAUGAGGAGGAGCCGCAGAGGGACAGGCUGGGGCUGCCGCAGGAGCCAGGCCGGGAGCAGGUGGUGGAAGACAGACCUGUGGGUGGAAGAGGCUUCGGGGGAGCCAGAGAACUGGGCCAGACCCCACAGGUGCCAGCUGCCCUGUCAGUGAGCCAGGAAAAUCCGGAGAUGGAGAGCCCUGAGCGAGACCAGCUUGUCAUCCCCGACGGACAGGAGGAGGAGCAGGAAGCUGCCAGGGAAGGGAGAAACCAGCAGAAACUGAGAGAAGAAGGUGACUACAACAUGGAUGAAAAUGAGGCGGAAUCUGAGACAGACAAGCAAGCAGCCCUGGCAGGGAAUGACAGAAACAUAGAUGUUUUUAAUGUUGAAGAUCAGAAAAGAGACACCAUAAAUUUACUUGAUCAGCGUGAAAAGCGGAAUCAUACACUCUGAAUUGAACUGGAAUCACAUAUUUCACAACAGGACCGAAGAGAUGAGUAUAAAACGUUCAUGAGGGACUGAAUACUGAAAACUGUGAAAUGUUCUAAAUAAAAUGUACAUCUAAAGAUGAUUAUUGUGAAAUUUUAGUAUGUACUUUGUGUAGGAAAAAAUGGAAUGGUCUUUCAAACAGCUUUUGGGGGGUACUUUUGAAGUGUCUAAUAAGGUGUCACAAUUUUUGGUAAUAGGUAUUUCAUGAGAAGUUCAACACCAAAAAUGGAACAUAGUUCUCCUUCAAGUGUUGGCGACAGUGGGGCUUCCUGAUUCUGGAAUAUAACUUUGUGUAAAUUAACAGCCACCUAUAGAAGAGUUCAUCUGCUGUGAAGGAGAGACAGAGAACUCUGGGUUCCCUCUGGCGUCCUGUCCACGUGCUGUGCCGAGUGCUGGUGCCAGCCUGUUAUCUGUUCUCACUGAAAGACAGACUGACUGGCUAAUGCUCUUGUGCAGUCACUUCUGAUUCUGACAAUCAGUCAAUGGCCUAGAGCACUGAUGGUUAACACAAACGUCACUAGCAAAGUAGCAACAGCUUUAAGUCUAAAUACAAAGCUGUUCUGUGUGAGAAUUUUUAAAAAGGCUACUUGUAUAAUAACCCUUGUCAUUUUUAAUGUACAAAACGCUAUUAAGUGGCUUACAAUUUGAACAUUUGUGGUCUGUAUUUACUUUGCUUCAUGUGUGUGGGCAAAGCAACAUCUUCCAUAAAUAUAUAUUACCAAGAAAAGCAAGAAGUAGAUUAGGUUUUUGACAAAACAGACCAAAAAGGGGCUGACCUGGAGCAGAGCAUGGUGAGAGGCAAGGCAUGAGAGGGCAAGUUUGUUGUGGACAGAUCUGUGCCUACUUUAUUACUGGAGUAAAAGAAAACAAAGUUCAUUGAUGUCGAAGGAUAUAUACAGUGUUAGAAAUUAGGACUGUUUAGAAAAACAGGAAUACAAUGGUUGUUUUUAUCAUAGUGUACACAUUUAGCUUGUGGUAAAUGACUCACAAAACUGAUUUUAAAAUCAAGUUAAUGUGAAUUUUGAAAAUUACUACUUAAUUCUAAUUCACAAUAACAAUGGCAUUAAGGUUUGACUUGAGUUGGUUCUUAGUAUUAUUUAUGGUAAAUAGGUUCUUACCACUUGCAAAUAACUGGCCACAUCAUUAAUGACUGACUUCCCAGUAAGGCUCUCUAAGGGGUAAGUAGGAGGAUCCACAGGAUUUGAGAUGCUAAGGCCUGAGAGACCGUUUGAUCCAACCCUCUUAUUUUCAGAGGGGAAAAUGGGGCCUAGAAGUUACCGAGCAUCUAGCUGGUACACUGGCACCCCUGGCCUCACACAGACUCCCGAGUAGCUGGGACUACAGGCACACAGUCACUGAAGCAGGCCCUGUUUGCAAUGCACACUGCCACCUCCAACUUAUUCUUCAUAUCUGAUGUCCUUAGUCACUAAGGUUAAACUUUCCCACCCAGAAAAGGCAACUUAGAUAAAAUCUUAGAGUACUUUCAUACUCAGAAUUCUAAGUCCUCUUCCAACCUCACUUUGAGUCCUUCUUGGGGUUAAUUGAUAGGAAUUUUCUCUUGCUUUCCCAAUAAAGUCUCUAUUCAUCUCAUGUUUAAUUUGUACGCAUAGAAUUUCUGAGAAAUAAAAUAUUCUGUUCAACUUUUAAAA